Messenger RNA from Pochonia chlamydosporia 170, 318 nucleotides. RefSeq lists its product as hypothetical. The record is from RefSeq and is a predicted model, not a curated record. Gene Ontology annotation, cellular component: membrane. The coding region runs from base 1 to 318 and encodes 105 amino acids. Lineage: Eukaryota; Fungi; Ascomycota; Sordariomycetes; Hypocreales; Clavicipitaceae. The transcript has 3 exons.
AUGUCUCAACUUGAAACCGCAUCAUAUGCCCUCGCGGCACUCACCGCGGGCGGCGGCAUAAUGGGCUAUGUUCGCACCAGAUCGCUGCCUUCUGUCAUCGCAGGAACCGCCGUUGGUGUUCUCUACGGAAUUGGCGGCUACCGCAUCCAGAAUCGGGAGCCCUACGGCGUCGAAUUGAGUCUUCUCGCCUCGGUCGUUCUCGGAGGAUCAGCUAUCCCUCGCGCUCUUCGUCUCCGGAAGCCCGUCCCAGUGCUGCUCAGCGUCCUGUCCGUCUUUGGCCUCGUCACAUUUGGCAAGGCGUACCAACAGAAGCUGUGA